Molecule: messenger RNA, 1512 nt
Organism: Suillus paluster
Lineage: Eukaryota; Fungi; Basidiomycota; Agaricomycetes; Boletales; Suillaceae
Product: NAD(P)-binding protein
Exons: 8
Coding region: 232-1200 (322 amino acids)
Source: RefSeq, a predicted model, not a curated record
GGAAAAGAGUCGAUAUCACUCCGCAUCAGACUUUUCCGACACUUCCGGAGUUUAGUAGACGUAGUACUGUGGGUGUCCCCAAGCUGACCGUGCACGUCUAAGGUCGUGUAAGUACGUAAUGAGUCAUGACAAAGCAUUUCGUCGGGCAAUAACUUGAAGUAUCUCAUCUAUAUAAACAACCAAGUGCUUUACCUGCGGCUGCUGUUUUCUCCCCUUGAUUCUCUCAUCACCAUGGGUUUCUUCUCAAAGUCUUUCGAUCCAGUGACUGACCUCCCCGACUUGUCUGGCAAAGUCGUCCUUAUUACAGGCGGAAAUGCAGGUAUCGGCUACUCAACUGUAAAGCACCUUGCACGUCAUGGCGCCAAGGUGUACAUGGCCGCACGCAACAAGAGCAAGGCAGAGGCAGCCAUUGCGCAACUGAAAGCGGAAGGGCUGGGUCCUGGCAACGGCGAAGUUAUUUGGCUGGAACUUGACUUGAAGGAUCCUCGGAAUGCGAAGAAGACGGCAGAGGAAUUCAUGAAACUGGAGAAGAGGUUGGAUAUCCUGAUUGAGAAUGCAGCCGUGUUGGUUGAGAAUUACGCCAUGACGCCGGAUGGAGUUCAAGAGCUAGUUAUGGUCAACGUCAUCAGUCACGUCGUCCUGACACGCAGCCUUCAACCGCUGUUGGAUCAAACAGCAGCAGAACCUAAUUCAGAUGUUCGCAUAAUCGUCGUCGCUUCAGAUGGGCAUAGAUUCGUAUCAGGGCAACCUCGCUUCCGCAACCUUGACGAACUCAAUGACGAGCUCAAGAGUUCGUUUUUCCCUUCCUUCGCGCGGUAUUGCAUGUCGAAGCUCCAAAAUAUGCUCUACGCGUCUGAACUCCAACGACGCCUCACCGCCGCUGGCUCCCCCAUCACCGUCAUCCCGAUUCACCCCGGUGCAGUCAACACCUUCACCGACAAACCGCCCCUCGCCAACUUCAAGUUCAUCAUCAAGCCCAUCGUGUCCCUCUUCUUUGUGCAACAAGACGAGGGCGCAUAUAACUCGGUGUUUGCAGCUGCUUCGGAAGAAGUGGCCAAGAAUCGCGAGAAGUACAAGGGAGUGUAUUUGACUCCGGUAGGCAAGAUUGCAGAGCCGACGAAGACGGCGAAGGAUGAGGAGCUUGCGAAGGAGCUUUGGGAUACUGUGGAGAAGUUUUUGCAGGAGAAGGGGUUAUGGUGAGGGGUUUGUUUUGUUGUUGAGCUGAGAGAUUGAUGCUUGACGGAGAGUCCUUGUGAGGUUCUAAGAGUUAAUGGGCUCGGACGUUGAUCUCAGCACCAUGCAUAGUAUGACGGAACAAUUGUCGAUAUUUAUAUGUUAUUAUGAUUCUCGCCUUUGGUUUAGUAUAUCAAGUCUUGCUAGCUUACACUGUGAUACACUGUAUGUUAUUCCUACAUGGUUCAUUCCCCCUGGUAUUAUCAGGUGCCCUCAAUCGAUACAAUGUUGAGAGUCGAGUAACAUGUACCAUGAUGCAAUGCUUGACGAACUUAUAAC